Messenger RNA from Folsomia candida, 1906 nucleotides. Its product is annotated as UDP-glucuronosyltransferase 2B31. Gene Ontology annotation, molecular function: UDP-glycosyltransferase activity. The transcript is spliced from 5 exons. NCBI's taxonomy places the organism in Eukaryota, Metazoa, Arthropoda, Collembola, Entomobryomorpha, Isotomidae. Bases 273 to 1745 code for a protein of 490 amino acids. The record is from RefSeq and is a predicted model, not a curated record.
GAGAGUUGAAUUUUUGCACAACUCUAUCCUCGGACAACGGGCUCGUCUGUUCAAAAUUUUGUCAAACCGUUCCAGGGUAAUUCAAGGUCAAAAUCGUUAUCAACGAGCUGCCCCAUCCUCACUAUAAGCCAUUCCCCAAUGUCCUCAGAUGUCCAUACGACUUCCGCGGCCCCUGCUUGUCAUGAAAUAGGACACAAAGUUUACAUAAAUGGUUGGAUAUGAUUUGCAUACAUAUCUGACAUUAUAUUAAAAGCGGUUCGCCUAGUCACGUCAUGACUAUGAUGCCACUUGCCGACGCAUUGUCAUCCCGCGGCCAUAACAUUACUUACAUUGCCCCCAUGCGCGUGGAGGGCGUUAAUCCGAAAAUCCGGUUAAUCGUUCCCGAAUCGUUCGCGAUGUUUGUGAAGUACAUCCUUAACCUGGCAUCUGACCCGACGGCAGCGAUUCAAAACAAGCCCCCACCACCGUUCACAAGUUUCGACAAAUCGUACGCGCAAAGUUGUCAAGUCUUAAUUAACAGUGUGGAGUUUCAAGCCUGGUUGAUCGCAACGACAAAGAUCGACCUGGUCGUGACGGACGUCACUCCUGACUGCGGGGUAGGAAUAGCGUAUAAAUUGAAUGCCAAAAUUAUUAUGUACAGCACGUUGCCAUUUUUUGCCAAAUUCACGGAUCUGUUCACCUUGCCGGACGAGGCGUUGGGCACAUCGUACGAUCUUCCGUUUCGCACGGAUUCGAUUACCUUCAUCGACAGAAUCAAGAGCACGUUGCUUCCACUCGGUUGGGCGUACGAGACGUAUCAAGUUGCCCCAUUUUUAGAGUCGGUGUUGCAAGAAGGACUGAAAAUUGAGAAGAUGCCAUCAAUUUAUGAUCUCUACAAAAAUGUCAGUCUUGUCCUUAUGGCGGGAAAUUUUAUAACGGAACAGGCUCGAUCUCUCCCGCCUAUGUUCGUUUCUGUACCCGGGCUUCAUUUGAAAAUGAAGCAUGAAGCUUUACCCAGUGAAAUGGAAGAAUUCAUCUCUUCCACGGAUGCUGAUGUUGGAAACGAGGGCUUCGUUUAUGUCAGUCUGGGCACCCUCGUGGUAGCGAAUAACUUGCCGCAAAGCAUUAUCAACGUUUUCAUGAAUUCCAUCAGGGCUUUUCCAAACCUUAAAUUUUUAUGGAAAUGGGAUGGCGAAGUUCCUGAAAAAAUUCCCAGAAAUCUUUUCCUAGCUAGUUGGUUCCCUCAACAAGAUGUGUUAAGUCAUCUAAAAAUACGAGCAUUUAUAACCCAAGCUGGCCGCCCUAGUGUGCAAGAAGCGAUAUUCAAUGCAGUGCCGAUGAUCGCAUUUCCCAUACUUUUUGAUCAGGAUUUCAACGCCAUGCAGCUGGAGGAACGUGGCCUAACGGUACGACUGGACGUUCAUAAUUUUACUGACCAGAACCUUCAGAGUGCCCUGUCCAGCGUCCUUUACGACCCCAGAUUCAAGCAAAGGGUACAAAAAAUGUCCAAUAUUUUUACCGACUUGCCCAUUCCGCCAAUCGAGACGGCUGUCUUCUGGACGGAGUAUGUUCUUCGGCAUGACCACCUGUCACAUUUGAAACCCAUGGCGCGAAAUCUGACUUGGUAUCAAAGAAGGAACUUGGACGUCUGGUUAGUUUUGUUACUUGCGGUUGUUAUGGCUAUUUUGUGCCUGGGUAUUUUUGUAAUCUGGAUGGGUAGAUUUGUUAAUAAUCUCGCCACAAAGACAAAAUUGAAGCAAUCAUAAACCUAAUAUGAAACUCAGUAAUUACUUUUUUAAGGAUUGUUAACCUUAUAUUGAAGCUAGGAAUUGUUUUUUAGAAACAAAAAGUGUGGAUUUAUCUAGCGAAUCAAUUUCUUUAAAAUGUUCACGCUUUUAUGUAAUGUUUAUUAAAAUGUUUUACACGA